Molecule: messenger RNA, 480 nt
Organism: Phytophthora nicotianae INRA-310
Lineage: Eukaryota; Oomycota; Peronosporomycetes; Peronosporales; Peronosporaceae
Exons: 1
Coding region: 1-480 (159 amino acids)
Source: RefSeq, a predicted model, not a curated record
AUGCGCAUCAGCAUCGUUACAGCGCUCCUGCUGGUGUAUUGCGCAAGCUUCGGCAGCCCCGAAAAUGUCGAGCUCGACAACAACGUUGGAAGCGAGGGUCGCCGUCUUCGUUCUGUGGGUUUUGUGAACCAUGAAAACGUGGCGAAGAACGUCGCUCAAUUUGCCUCGAAACUGACGGAGAAGCUGCCGAAGAAUGUCGAAUUGGCUGCAACUCGAGCCAAAAAACUCACGGAGAAGCAGCAGAAGGUUGAGGAGGAUACGUUUACUAAGCUAAUUGCUGGUGCCUACAGCGACAAAGCCAAAGCUAAAGCCUUACUCAAUAUUUACGGUAAUAUGCACAUCAAUGCCAAGGUGGAUCCCAAAACAGCAGCGGGCGAGUUACGUCGUGAAAACCAGCUCGACGUAUUGCGGAAAGUGAAAGAGAUGUUACGUCAUGAAAGGUCGAUAAAGAGGGUGCCUGAAGCAGCGAAUAAUUUGUAG